CGGACCCGAUCGGCCCGGCCCGGCCCUCCGCCACUCUGCGGGCGCUGCGGAGCGCGGCUAUGGCGGCGGCCCCGGCGGAAGCGGAGACCCGGCAGCGGUUGCUGCGCACCGUCAAGAAGGAGGUGAAGCAGAUCAUGGAGGAGGCGGUGACGAGGAAGUUUGUGCACGAGGAUAGCAGCCACAUCAUCUCCUUCUGUGCUGCUGUGGAAGCGUGUGUCCUGUAUGGGCUGAGGCGCAGGGCGGCAGGAUUCCUGCGCAGCAACAAAAUAGCAGCUCUGUUCAUGAAGGUGGGCAAGAGCUUUCCUCCUGCAGAGGAGCUUUGCAAGAAGGUGCAAGACCUGGAGCAGCUCAUUGAGAACGCACGAAAUCAAGUCCAGAGCAUCCCAGAGAAUGUGCGCAAGAUGCCAAAGCUGCCCAACCUGUCUCCUCAGGCCAUCAAGCACCUCUGGAUCCGCACAGCCCUCUUUGACAAGGUCUUGGAUAAAAUCGUGCAUUACUUAGUGGAGAACAGCAGUAAAUACUAUGAGAAAGAAGCUCUCCUGAUGGAUCCUGUGGAUGGACCGAUUCUUGCAUCUUUGUUGGUGGGGCCCUGCGCUCUGGAGUACACCAAGAUGAAGACAGCUGACCACUUCUGGACAGACCCUUCUGCUGAUGAGUUGGUGCAGCGGCACCGCAUCCACAGCUCACACUGCCGCCAGGACUCGCCCACCAAGCGCCCGGCGCUCUGUAUUCAGAAGAGGCAUUCGAGUGGCAGCAUGGAUGACCGGCCAUCGCUGUCUGCCAGGGACUACGUGGAGUCCCUGCACCAGAACUCCCGAGCCACGCUCCUCUACGGCAAAAACAACGUCCUGGUGCAGCCAAGAGAUGAUAUGGAGGCCAUCCCAGGCUAUUUGUCCCUUCACCAAACUGCGGACAUCAUGGCACUGAAGUGGACCCCCAACCAGCUGAUGAAUGGCUCCGUGGGGGAUCUGGACUACGAGAAGAGUGUGUACUGGGACUAUGCCAUGACUAUUCGCCUGGAGGAGAUCGUCUAUUUGCACUGCCACCAGCAAGUAGACAGCGGUGGAACGGUUGUCUUGGUGAGCCAGGAUGGGAUCCAGAGGCCUCCGCUGCGGUUCCCCAGAGGAGGACACUUGCUGCAGUUCCUGUCCUGCCUGGAGAACGGCCUCCUGCCCCAUGGGCAGCUGGACCCACCGCUCUGGUCCCAGCGGGGGAAGGGGAAGGUGUUUCCCAGGCUGAGGAAACGAAGUCCCCAGGGCUCCUCCGAGUCUGCGUCUGACAAGGAAGAUGACGAAGCCACAGAUUAUGUCUUCAGAAUAAUCUACCCGGGGACACAGUCUGAAUUUGUUACCAUUAAUGGUCAUUUCCAUCCAUUCCUUGCGUCUGUGAUCUCCAUCACUGCUGGGAGAGGGAAGGUGGUGAGGACUCCAGCUGCAAGCAAGGCGGUGGUGAUCCACAAAUGGUCUCCAGUUCUCUCCACUGUGCCCCAACCCCCCCUGGCAGCUCGGGGAGCAGCUCAGCAUCAGUUGCCCCAGGACCUGAUGGAUACCCAGGGCCCUGGCCUCCCUCCCAUAUGGCAGCCCAGCACCCGCAAGUCCUCCUGCUCCUCCUGCUCACAGAGCGGCUCCUCUGACAGUGCACCGGCCAACGGCUGCAGCCAUGAGAGAGCUCCUCUGAAGCUCCUGUGUGACAAUAUGAAGUACCAGAUCCUCUCCCGGGCUUUCUAUGGCUGGCUGGCCUACUGCAGACACCUCUCCACGGUGCGAACCCACCUCUCUGCACUGGUUAACCACAGCAUCGUGUCUCCCGACGUGCCCUGCAGUGCUAGCUCAGGACUGACUGUGGACAUAUGGCAGAAAUACCUGGAGGACAGCACGAGUUAUGAGGACCAGGAGCUGCUGCGGCUGAUCUACUACGGUGGGAUCCAGCACGAGAUCAGGAAGGCUGUCUGGCCCUUCCUUUUGGGCCAUUAUCAGUUUGGGAUGACAGAAGCGGAAAGGAAGGAGGCUGAUGACCAGAUCCGCACCUGCUACGAGCACACCAUGGCAGAGUGGCUGGGCUGUGAGGCCAUCGUCCGGCAGAGGGAGAAGGAGUCUCACGCAGCAGCUCUGGCCAAGUGCUCCUCUGGGGCCAGCUUGGAUUCCCACAUCCAGAGGAUGAUGCACAGGGACUCAACGAUCAGCAACGAGUCCUCGCAGAGCUGCAGCUCCGGCCGACAGAAUCACGUCCGGCUGCAAAGCGACUCCAGCUCCAGCACACAGGUGUUUGAGUCAGUUGAUGAGGUGGAGCAGACGGAAGCAGACACUCAGCUUGAAGAUGGCAAACAAAGCAAGAUCCCCAAUGGGACCGUCCCCAACGGCACGUGUUCCCCUGAUUCGGGUCACCCCUCUUCCCAGAACUUCUCCAUCACUUCGGGCUUCUCGGAGCGCAGCUUCAGCAAUGAGGACAGCGCUCUGGAGACCACCAAGUCCUCAGCCAGCUCACAGGGGAGGGCAGGCGGCUCAGAGCCGGCUCCGCAGGACCUGGAUGGAGCCCUGCAGGAGGAAAAGCUGCAGGGCCAGGACAGCCUGGAAGGCGAAUUUCCCGCUGGUGGAGGCAUGGACUUCAUUUCUGUGGCUGAGAGCUCGGCGGCGGUCCUGCGUGCUUGUGAUGCUGUGGCACUGACAGUGGUGGAGAGCUGGGCAGACAGCGAAGCUGAAAAGCAAAGCUUGGUGGAGAGUGAGGAUAACCUCUCUGAGGAACCAGAGAUGGAGAGCUUGUAUCCGCAGCUGGACUCGCUGGCUGUGGCUGAUCUGGCCAACAGCGAAGCAUCUCCCGUCUCCUCAACAGGUGUCACCUACUCUCCGGAGCUGCUGGACAUGUACACAGUGAACCUGCAUCGCAUCGAGAAGGACGUGCAGCGGUGCGACCGCAACUACUGGUACUUCACCCCCACCAACCUGGAGAAGCUCCGCAACAUCAUGUGCAGCUACAUCUGGCAGCACAUUGAGGUUGGCUACGUGCAGGGGAUGUGCGACCUGCUGGCUCCUCUCCUGGUCAUCCUGGAUGACGAGGCCCUGGCUUUCAGCUGUUUCACUGAGCUCAUGAAAAGGAUGAAUCAGAAUUUCCCCCACGGCGGAGCCAUGGACACUCACUUUGCCAACAUGAGAUCUCUGAUCCAGAUUCUGGACUCUGAGCUCUUUGAGCUGAUGCACCAGAAUGGUGAUUACACCCAUUUCUACUUCUGCUACCGAUGGUUUCUCCUGGACUUCAAGAGAGAGCUGGUGUAUGAUGAUGUGUUCGCCGUCUGGGAGACCAUCUGGGCAGCUGCACAUGUUUCCUCUGCACACUAUGUGCUCUUCAUAGCUCUGGCUUUGGUGGAAAUGUACCGGGACAUCAUCUUGGAGAACAACAUGGAUUUUACAGACAUCAUCAAGUUUUUCAAUGAAAUGGCUGAGCGGCACAACACCAAGCAGAUCUUGAAGCUGGCUCGAGACCUUGUGUACAAAGUGCAGACUCUGAUCGAGAACAAGUGAAGGACCUGGGGAAGACGAGGCAUCCAGACAGAGAGCUGGGACUCCCCUCCAAUGCUUCCUCUCCCUUUUUCUUGACGUGCCACACCAGUGGAAGUGAGGUAUUUGGCCACACGCUGCUGUCUGAACUGGCAGUACCCAUCGCUCUGCAAGUGCUGUGCUCAGUGUUAGGGCCGGGGGCUCCGGUUCAGAUCUGCACAGCGUUCUCCAAUGACUUAACCAAAGAUCUGUACAAUUGUGUUGCAUUGCUAAAGACUUGUUUUGGAGGUAGGGCCCGGCAGCCGCUUCCUGGCCCUGCUGCAGUGAAGGUGCAGCACUUGGUUACCACCCCAACUGCAGAAGCAGUUGCCAGCAUCCCAGGUCAGCGCUGGGGAUCUGGGAGAGCAGGGCUGCCAGACCCAGGCUCUGCAGCCUUUGUUUUGAGGAAAUAAAGCUGCUUCCUUCCAUGGCCAUUACCCAUGGUGUGGAGAAUGCAGCCAGCCCUGCGAGCCCAGGCAAGACAGGGAUGCUGCCAGCACUCAGUUUCUUACUAACAUCUGAGGUUCUGCCAGUAGCAGAGAGGGACUUCGAUCACAGAAAUUCCUCUUCUUUUGAUCUCGUCCCUUGAUGCAUUAGCAUCCCCUUUAGUAUUUUUAGGGCUCUGCUCUCUCCCUUGGAUUUUUACAUUGUUUGUUACUAUGGUAUCUGAGCACACAAGAGUUUUGUCUGCAGAUGGAUUUUUGGAAGAGCUCCAAAUUCAGCAUUGGGUUUCUCUUUCAAAAUUCAGCCUCUGUAAUGCCUCUGAACACCGAGAUCUGCUCCUGGCCUUGUCUGGGAUCUCCAGACACCAGGUUUUUGUACCUGCCUUAUUCUAGCUGCUUGUGUUAGGGGUCUGCUCUCCUGCCUGUCCUUCUGCAACCCACAUUAGGGCAGAGCUCCUUGAAAGGCAAGUGGGAGCUCCUGACCUAGUGGCUGUCCUGACUCCCCUCUGAAGGUGCCUGUCUCUUCCUCUGUUAGCUGGAAGAGUGGCUGCUUACAGCUGAACGGUGCAAAUGGUCCCUCUGGUGCCUGCAGGUUUCUGUGUGCUUAUGGGGCUGCUCGGAAAGCCCCCUGAGCCCAUUGAAGGUCUCCAGUUAGGUCGUGGUGGGCUGUUUUUACCCAACGUCUCUGAGUGGUCUUUGCUUUUGGAAGAUGCAUUGCAGCCACCUUUCCUGCAGUGGCUCUCCAGCAUCGCAGCCCUGGAGCACGCUGCAUGAAGUGCCUCUGUAGCACUGCCAGCACGGGGCUGAGCGUCUGUGUCGUGCAAUGUCUGCGGUGUGGAUUUGGAUUAGGAUUCAUUUCUCAACUCAGGUAAAAAAAAAAAAAAAAAAAAAGGAGGAAAAAAAAAAAAAAAGAAGAGGUGUUGGUGAUGGGAAGGUCUGUCUCAGCCAGAGAAGGCUUUGCCAUGGCCACAGAGAGCUGUCUGGAAUGCAGGGGAGAUGCUGGGCUGGAGCUCUGUGUAAGGGAGUUUCUCUCAAGUCUGGCUGCAGAAAUAUGUGUUCCCCUCCCUGUGAUGUGUGCGCUCUGCCCUCCACCCUUCUGGGCAAUAGGGCCUUGCUCUUCUGCUGGAGAGCUGCUCGCCAGAAGGGAAAAAGGGCCCUUCCCUUCUUCUGUGGAACGUCUGUCUGGGCCGACUGUGCUCCGUAAUGACUUACGGCAUGUGUUAGAUGUUGCUUGCAGAAAAAGGACAGGCAGACAGCUGCAGAGAGAAAGCUUCAGGAGAGUUCUGCACUGAAGGAGUUUGCAGUGUGAGCAAAUCAGCCACAGCCACCCUGCAGUGCUGGGAUGCAGAGGUUGCAGGGAGCAGCGGUGUGCACCGAAAUCUGCAGGAGGAGGAGAGCAGCUGCAGGUUUCCAUGCCAAUCUCUUGCCUUUGCAUAGAGCAGAGCUGGAUGCUUGUGCCCCUCCCAGAUUGUUCCUCUUCUCUCUGGGUCUUGGGGUAGAUGAGCGUCUGCCUGCGUGGCCACUUCCAAAGGGGAAGGGGAGUGCUCUGCCCCAUCCCCUCCAAAGGACAGGAGCCACUAUGUAACUUAACAUGAUCCUGACAAGCAGCAUCGCUGACCCUUUAUCCUUCAUGCUUCUGGUUUUUCUUUUCUUGGUUUUCAAACAAAAACAGCCAAGAAAUUCUGCACAAUAUUUGCUGUCCGUGUGAACAGAGUGUCUUUGGGCCACUCGAUAGCAAUGUUUGUUUUGUUUUUUUGAAUAACUUUUGGGGAGGAAAAGUAUUUAUUGAUUGUACAUUCCUGUGUGUCUGUGUGCACUGAAGUGUGUGAGCGUGCGUUGUGAUGCAAAUGGAGAUGUAUCUUUUCAAUGUUGCCAACAUAUCUUGUAAAUGUUUACCAGAGAAUAGUGUCUAUAUAUUAUAUAUAUAUAUAUAUAUAUGGUAUAGAGAGAAAAUAUAUGAAUUAAGUGGGUUAUUUUUUGAGAAGGGAGAAGAAAUGUGUUGCUUCAAAGAACUGUGUGGUGUCUUUGCAGCUGUCCCGUGCUACACCCCCAUCCCUGUGCUGGUGUGUGCAGAGGCACUGCUGUCCCCAAACCUUGGCUUGAGUUUAGCUCUGAUUUUCCAACUGUGGAUAAGAAGGAAAAACGGAGCGUGGGGGGGAAGCUCUGCUCAACUCACGUGGGCAGAGCUGUGCAGGGCUGUGUCUGCCCUGGAUUGACAUGAGUGCACAACGCAGAGCUGGGCUCUGCUGUGAGUUGCAGAGCAGCUGGAUAGUCCAAAGAAUACAGCCAGCCAGGUUCUGUGUCAAUGGCUACUAAAGUCACUCUCCUUUGCAGCUGAGCGAGGAGCAGCCUGCUGCAGGGCUGCCUGCCCUUAUACAGCCAUCCUGUCCUGCUCCUCGGGUGAGGAAUUCUCCAUCCCAGCAGCACCCUGAGCUGUGAUUCGCCCCAUGCGAUGGCUGCAAAGCUGAGGGCUGGCCUUGUGCUCCCCAGCUCUGAGCAGCUGCAGUGCUGCGGGUUGCAUUGCCUGCUGCUGGAGCUCAGCUCGCAGCUGAUCCCAGUGCAUUUAAGUGCAAUGUUUGGAUCCUGGCCUGCUUUCCUGCACUGAGUGUUUCCGCUGCUAAAUAACUCUUGGUACCCAUCUCUUUCAGUGUUGCUGAUGUGAAUGCUAUGUGAGUCGUCUUUGUUCCUAAGUGAGUGAUUUUUUAGAGGAGUUUCGCUGCGUUGGGUGUCUGAAUAGCUUUGCUUCUGACAUUUUUCAUGAGGAUUGAGAGAGAUUUUUGCCUGGGAGCAUCCUGCUGCUUCCCUGUUCUGCUCCCAUGCAGAAUGUCCCUGAACUCCCACCCACAGCCCUCACUGUGCCCACAGUGUGAGGAUCGGCAGUGCUUUCCCCAUCCCUAUAAAUCCCACACAGAUGACCAGGAGCAAGGUCACAGAAUGAGACUCUACUUCCUACCUUCUUACUUUACUCACAGUUAAGCAGCUGGAUGGCCAGUUUUCCUUUCUUCCCUCAUUUCUCUGCAGUGGGAGCAACAGUCCCAGGCUCAGUGCUGCAGACCCCACUGUUCUGCCUAUGGCAGAGCCCUCUGCUCCAUGUGCCCACGGUGGUUUCCUCAUAACACUUGUCCUAUGUCUUUGGGAAUUUUCACUGGUCCCAAGCAGUUCUGAGCACAUUAUUUUUUGGCAUUCUGAUGUUGCAUGAGCACCAAUUGGUGGAAGAGCACAAUCUGCAGAUGGAGCGACAAUUUCUGGCAAGGUGGACGUCGUGUAAGUCCCACCAGAACCUGAUUUCAGAGCUCUGUUGCAAAGAUGUUCAGAUAUCCUCAAGCUGAUGAAAUGCCACUUAGUGCCAUGUGCUGUUUUGGGCACUCAGGUAUCCUUGCUCAAGGUCACUGUCCUUGCUGUUUGCACACACUGCUGAUGGGGACACCUGACGUCCCUGUGGUCCACCAUUUCACUCACCAGGUUUAUGUUUAUGGCACUGUGGGCCAAAGCUGAAAUUGCUUGGGAGCUGCAGCUUCCCACAGCCCGGGGUGCUUGGGUUUGUUCUGAGCUGUGGCUGACCCUUGAACUUCCUGGAGAAUGCACCCUGUUGGAAUAGCUGUCUUGUUCUUUCAGCGUGCUCUAAUUUUAGAUGAAUGAUAAGCAUGUUUCACCUUAAAGUCCAGUUCAGCCCUUUAAUAACUUCCUUUUAGAAACUGAUUUUGCACAUGGGGACCGAGCAGGGACAGGCAGAGCUGUGCCUGUGGGUCUGAGAAAGCCUGGGGGCACAGAGCCCCUGCAUGGGGACGGUAUGUUGUGUAGGAAUGGGAGAAUGCUGAACGGGGGAACUCCCAGGAAGGGGAAAACCCACCUGGGUGACACCUUAGGCCCACAGUUGUCACCUCCCUCGUGCUGGGACCCCUGGGGUGUGAAUGUCUGAAUGGAAGUGGUGUGCCAGUGUCAGACUUCGUGUUGCCCUGCACUGAUUGCUGCUUUUCCAUGUUGGAUGCCAUUUUGGUCUCUGGGAGUUGCUCUUUCUGAGGUUAACGAGCACUAUAGCUUUUAAUAUAUUUGUAGAAGUGCUGCUAAUGUUCUUAGAUGAUUUAAACUCCACACUGUGGUGUAAUAUCUGUUUUAUAUUAUUUUAUUCAUGCUUUUUUUUUUU
Molecule: messenger RNA, 8117 nt
Organism: Lagopus muta (rock ptarmigan)
Lineage: Eukaryota; Metazoa; Chordata; Aves; Galliformes; Phasianidae
Gene: SGSM1
Product: small G protein signaling modulator 1
Exons: 26
Coding region: 60-3515 (1151 amino acids)
Biological process (GO): activation of GTPase activity
Molecular function (GO): GTPase activator activity
Source: RefSeq, a predicted model, not a curated record